UUCUUCCGUGCCCUUCUUUUUCCCACCAACCCAGAAGAAACUACUUUCCGUUUCUUUCUUUUCUUUGGAGUUCAAUCUGCAGUAGGCAGGGAUCAUCCAACGAAAAGCUCAGCUACCAACUAAAGAUACGCAGGGAUUUUCCCAUGCUUCCAUCAUAAGACAUACCUCGUCAACAUUCUCCAAAUCUCCAUUUUCAAAUUCCAUGUGUCUGCGUCUCUGAAUUUUUUCUUCCGUCUUUCAUGGCGGCUACAAGCUCCACACAGUUCCUAUCACAUUCCUCACCUUCUUCUUCUCUCUUUUCUCCCCCUUCCGAUUUAACGUAUUUUCGAAAUACUCAGUUACGAUUCGCCUCCAGAAUCUCGGAAAAGCCCUUAUCCAUAAGAGAUGUCAGGAGAAGCAGAAGAGCAGGAACAGAGCGUGGUGAGAGUGGAACAAGGCGGCAAUGGGCGGCGCCGGCGAGGUGCACGGCGGAGGGGGUAGAAGGAGGAAUGGUGAGGAGAGAAGGAGGGGGAGUGAGGACAAUGCCGGAGAGGCACAAGGUGGCGUUUUUGGUGGCUUGUGUAAUGUGUCUCUGCAAUGCUGACAGGGUCGUGAUGUCCGUUGCUGUCGUACCUCUCGCUGCCAGACAUGGAUGGUCCAGUUCUUUCCUCGGCGUCGUUCAAUCAUCAUUCCUGUGGGGAUACAUAUUGUCGUCAGUGAUAGGAGGAGCUCUGGUAGACAGAUAUGGAGGAAAAAGUGUGAUGGGUUGGGGAGUGCUUUUGUGGUCUUUGGCCACUUUUAUUACUCCUUGGGCUGCCAAUCACUCCACAUUUUCCUUAUUGAUGGCUCGAGCUUUCUUUGGACUCGCUGAAGGAGUAGCUCUUCCCUCCAUGACCACUCUCUUAUCAAGGUGGUUUCCAAGUCAUGAAAGGGCAAGUGCCGUUGGCAUUUCAAUGGCUGGAUUUCAUCUUGGAAAUGUCAUAGGCUUGUUGCUAACCCCAAUUAUGCUGUCGUCCACUGGGAUUUCCGGUCCUUUUCUUUUGUUCUCAUCUAUUGGCUUUCUCUGGGUGUUGACAUGGGCAUACCGAGUCACCAAUGAUCCUCAAGACAGUCAUUUCAUCAGUAGAUCGGAGCUAAGACUAAUCCAAGCUGGAAAAACCACGGGUUCUUCCAAACAAAGUACCAAGUUCCCUCCCUUGCGCCUUUUGCUAUCUAAAUUACCAUCUUGGGCUAUCAUUUUUGCCAAUGCAACGAACAACUGGGGUUACUUUGUUCUCCUUUCAUGGAUGCCAGUUUACUUCAAAAGUGUAUAUAAUGUAAACUUGAAGCAGGCAGCCUGGUUUAGUGCAGUUCCAUGGGCAACAAUGGCGAUUUCAGGUUAUAUAGCUGGUGCAACAUCAGACUCCUUGAUCAAGGAAGGGUACCAUCUAACAUUUGUCCGAAAGUUCAUGCAGUCCAUUGGAUUCAUUGGACCAGGUUUGUCCUUGCUCUGCUUGAACUAUGCCAAUACACCAGCAACUGCUGCUAUUCUCAUAACUGCAGCUUUGAGCUUGAGUUCUAGUCAGGCGGGCUUUAUGCUCAAUUUCAGUCAGGCGGGCUUUAUGCUCAAUAUUCAAGACAUUGCUCCACAGUAUGCUGGAUUCCUACAUGGAAUUUCAAAUUCUGCUGGAACUCUAGCAGCUAUCAUAAGCACAAUUGGAACUGGUUAUUUUGUGGAAUGGUUGGGAUCUUUUCAAGCAUUCUUAACUGUAACAGCAGCGCUCUAUUUUGUGAGCACAAUCUUUUGGAACCUUUUUGCCACAGGCGAGAGAGUUUUUUGACAUAAAAAAUUGAAGUGUUCGAAGAUCCAUCUGCAACUUUAAUAUCUGAAGACAUGAUCCCCCACCCCCCCACCCUUUUUAUCUGAAAGGUGCAACUGUCAUUCUUCUGGCUAAUUCAAACUCCACCAAAACCAACAUAUAUAUAUAUAUAUAUAUAUUUUUUUUUUUUGAAAAAAGUAAAUGUCUUAGUGAUAUGGGUGUAUGUUGAAUUAUUUUGAUAUCAAUCCCAUAUAUCUCAUUCUUCAUUUACUCAUCUUCGGAUAUAUGUUAUGCUGCUCAAGAUGUCCAUUGUCCAGUUAGUUCACUAAUAUAGCUUAUCUGGGUGAUUAUAAACAAAAGGGAAAUUUAUCUUGGACAUUGAAAUAUUGUAACCCUGAAUUUUGUGGCAGACUUCAAUUUUGUCAUGUAAUAUAUUUUUUCUGGGUCUUGUCUUCACCUGCGUGAGAUGUGAUACAUUGAUAAUUAAUUAAUUAAUUCAUUAUUUUAUUAUA
Molecule: messenger RNA, 2290 nt
Organism: Prosopis cineraria
Lineage: Eukaryota; Viridiplantae; Streptophyta; Magnoliopsida; Fabales; Fabaceae
Product: probable anion transporter 3, chloroplastic
Biological process (GO): transmembrane transport
Cellular component (GO): plastid
Molecular function (GO): phosphate transmembrane transporter activity
Source: RefSeq, a predicted model, not a curated record